AUGUCAAGUCAGCAACAACGAAAAAGACUAGAACGAACAGCGAUCACCAAACAACGACCUGAAGAGUCUCCAGCAGUACAGUGGUUUGACUGGCUGGGCCAGUUCCAGAUACGGAAAUAUGCUAGUUUGCUAACCUUGCUUUUUUGCCUUUAUGUGCGUUGGACAGUUGGACUUAACAAGUAUUCUGGUUUUGAUGCACCUCCAAUGUAUGGAGACUACGAGGCACAACGCCACUGGAUGGAACUCACGCUCCAUAUCCCCAUAAAACAAUGGUAUUACUAUGAUCUCGAUUGGUGGGGACUUGAUUAUCCGCCAUUAACGGCAUACGUGAGCUGGAUUUGUGGUAAAAUUGGCUCUUUUUUUAAUCCUGAUUGGUUUGCAUUGGAUGUCUCGCGAGGCUAUGAAAGCUUAGAGAGUAAAAUGUUUAUGCGGUCUACCGUGGUUUUUUUUGAGUAUGUGAUUUAUGUGCCUGGAAUUUUUGUGUUUGUGAAUUGGUGGUUCAAUGACGCGUCAAGGAAAAAGAAGGAUCUAGCUACGCUACUAAUUCUUCUUCAACCCGCAUUGAUAUUGAUCGAUCAUGGUCAUUUUCAAUACAAUUCUGUUAUGCUCGGACUCUCAAUUUGGGCAAUCGAUUGUUUUUUGUACGAUUACGAUGUGUUAGGCAGCAUCUUUUUUUGCCUCGCUUUGACGUUCAAGCAAAUGUCAUUGUAUUAUGCGCCUGCCAUCUUCGCUUAUUUGUUGGGAAAAUGCUUUAAAGGAGAGCAUGGAUUUUUGCUUUUUAUAAAACUUGGAUUAACAGUUCUUGUAACUUUCGGCGUAAUAUUUAUGCCGUUCCUAGAUUCAAUUGACCAUAUCAGUCAAGUGAUCACGCGUGUGUUUCCCUUGCAACGUGGACUAUAUGAAGAUAAAGUGGCGAAUGCGUGGUGCGCGAUGAAUGUUAUUGUCAAAUUGAGAGAAAUUUUUGAGAUUCAGACGUUGACGAAAAUUAGACUUGGUAUAACACCCGACAAACGUUCACUUGUUUACGGGAUCGCAAAUUCAUCGUUGGCGUUCUUUAUGUUCUCUUUUCAGGUUCACGAAAAAUCUAUAUUGUUACCUGCUCUUCCGAUUACUCUAUUAUUACUGGAUGAGGGCUUUUGGAGCUCGUGGUUUAUCAAUGUUGCGGUGUUUAGCCUGUUCCCACUUUUGAAAAAGGAAGAUCUAGCGUUACCCUAUUUUGUCGUGUGGCUCUUGUGGAACUGGGUCGGCGGAUUUUUGAGUCAUUCCGAUAUUGAUGACCAUGACAAUAAUCAACCUUUACUUUUGCGAUUAUUCUUUUGGGUAUCCCACUUAACCAUGGUUUUUCUCCAUAUAGCAGAAUUCAACAUUUCACCACCAAAGCAAUACCCUGAUCUCUACGUAGUAUUAAAUAAACCACUAACGACAAUAAUACAGAAAGCGACACCCACAAUAAUACCACGCGCCUCUUUACACAGUUCGCGUGUGUAUAAUAGGGUCACAGCUAGUUCAACAGGUAAAGAACACCUCGUACCUACAACGGGCACAUACCCAAGAGGGUUCAAAGCAACUGGUCUUCACUGCGGUGUAAAAAAGAACGGCAAGAAGGACCUUGCGCUAAUAUUCUCGGAAGCACCAUGUACAGCCGCCGCGGUAUUCACCACCAAUGUAUUUAAAGCAGCCCCAGUUCUAGUAUCUCGUGAAAUCCUAGAAAAGAAUCCUGCUAACGUUAGAGCGUUAAUAGUAAACUCUGGGUGCGCGAACGCGGUAACGGGCACAAAAGGUUUAGAAAACGCACGAAAAGUCUCGGAUGUUGUGUCGUCAUUGUCUGGGACACCGGACAGCGCACUUUUAAUGUCAACCGGCGUCAUUGGUCAACAUAUUCCCGUUGAAAAGAUUAUCGACGGUGCGCGAGUCGCGUUUCAUGAGUUGGGUGAAUCGCAUAAAAGUUGGCUGGCAACCGCCGAAGCGAUAAUGACCACUGACACGUUUCCGAAACUACGUUCGCGAGAAUUCAGAAUACCUUCCAGUGGUUUGACGUAUCGUAUGGCCGGGAUGUCGAAAGGCGCCGGGAUGAUACAUCCGAAUAUGGCAACGUUGCUGGCCACCGUGUUGACGGAUGCGCCUGUUACAGAAAAUGUGCUGAGUAGUGCGUUGAAGUAUGCCGUGGAUAGAUCGUUCAAUGCGAUAAGUGUUGAUGGCGAUAUGAGCACGAAUGACACUUUUGCUGUGUUGGCUAAUGGAGCAGCUGCAGAUCUAAGCAAAAAGGGUGGUGUCAUUAUCGAUAACUUGGACAGUAAAGACUUUGUACAGUUUCGAGAUGAUCUUACUGAUUUUGCAGCUGAAUUGGCUCAGUUAAUUGUACGAGAUGGUGAAGGCGCGACAAAAUUCGUGACAAUACAUGUCAAGGGCGCACAAUCAUUCAACGACGCCAAACAAGUUGCAUCGACAAUCGCCACAUCCGCACUCGUAAAAACUGCCUUAUUCGGCCAAGAUGCCAAUUGGGGACGCAUACUCUGUGCAGUCGGCUAUUCGGGCGUAAAAUCGAUCAAUCCAUCAAGUGUCUCCGUGUCAUUCAUCCCAACCGACGGUACAACACCUCUGAAUCUUCUCGUCAAUGGUGAACCAGAACUCGUUGACGAAAAACGCGCCAGUGAAAUUCUGGCGAUGGAAGACUUGGAAAUUGGUGUUGAUCUUGGGGGAGGUGAUCACUCGGCCAAAAUGUGGACUUGUGAUUUUAGUCAUGAGUAUGUGACUAUUAAUGCUGAUUAUCGAACCUGA
Ambispora leptoticha is the source of this 2778-nucleotide messenger RNA. The record is from the annotation of a GenBank genome assembly. NCBI's taxonomy places the organism in Eukaryota, Fungi, Glomeromycota, Glomeromycetes, Archaeosporales, Ambisporaceae.